Molecule: messenger RNA, 1252 nt
Organism: Alosa sapidissima (American shad)
Lineage: Eukaryota; Metazoa; Chordata; Actinopteri; Clupeiformes; Clupeidae
Product: alpha-1,3-galactosyltransferase 2-like
Exons: 6
Coding region: 67-1080 (337 amino acids)
Biological process (GO): carbohydrate metabolic process
Cellular component (GO): Golgi apparatus; vesicle; membrane
Molecular function (GO): hexosyltransferase activity
Source: RefSeq, a predicted model, not a curated record
UACCGCAUCAUCUACGCAUUUUCAACGCAGUCCUGGUGGAAAAACACCUUUAGACCUUCCUUCAUAAUGAGGAACAUCUGCUCUCAUAAAACAGUCUUGGCGCUAAGCCUACCUACACUUUUCUUUGUCUACCACAUACCAUACUCUAUAAGGUUCCUUGAGGGCUUGAUUCCUAUGGGUAAAUGUGAGUUAUACCAUGCAGACAUGAAGCUGGACAAUGCUGGGGACAAAGGUCUUAACUUUGGGUCUAGAACUGACGUUCAGACCUGCACUUACUGGGGUGCACCCAUCAUCUGGGAUGGGAUGUUCAACCCAGAAGUUUAUGAUCGGACCCAUACAAAAGACCAUACCUCGGUGGCCUUGACUGUAUUUGCUGUGGGCAGGUACCUUGAUGUGUAUUUGAAGGACUUCUUGAUCUCGGCAGAGCUCCACUUUAUGGUGGGUUUUCCUGUGACUUACUAUGUCUUUACAGAUGUCCCAGAGAAGAUUCCGGCCCUAAAACUGGCAUCAGGGCGAAAGCUGAAAUUAAUGCCUGUGAAACGCCACUCUCGGUGGCAGGACGUCUCAAUGAUGCGCAUGAAAUCCAUCAGGGACGCCAUCGACAGCUAUAUCCAGCAUAAUCAUCAGUAUGUCUUCUGCAUGGACGUGGACCAGGUCUUCAGGGGCCGCUUUGGCACCGAGGCUUUGGGGGACUCUGUGGCCCUCCUCCACGCGCACUACUACCAUCGCUUCAGGAGAAUGUGGACCUACGACCGAAACCCCAAGUCCCAGGCCUACAUGGCGGAUUCUCAGGGCGACUUCUACUACCACGCAGCAGUGUUCGGUGGGUCCUGGCAGAGCGUGAAGCAGAUUACGGACACAUGCUACCGCACCAUCAUGGAGGACAAAAAGAAUCGGGUGGAGGCUCUGUGGCACGAUGAGAGCCACCUGAACAAGUACUUCUGGAAGCACAAGCCCAGCAAGGUGCUGUCUCCCGAGUACUGCUGGGAUACCUCCAUUGGGUAUCGCAGUGAUAUCCAUAUUGCACGACUCCUCUGGCAAGAGAAGCAAUAUGACCGGCUUAGGGGCACAGGAAGCUGAUGGUGGAGCUGUGGAUGCCUAUGCAAGCAGCAGUAUACUGAUGCUUAAUUUAUUUGCCUGAUGCUUUUAUCCAAAGCAACUUACAUAUGUCCCUUAUUACAAUAGUAGGUGGGCCUAUGUGUCUAAUUUAGGGCAUGUUAAUUUUUGGAGAGUAUUAUAUCUUUGUUCUAGG